CGGAGGACAACACGGUUUCUUUUUCACGUCGCUGCACCCAACCAUGUUUAUUAGCUAAUUAGUCCGCGUAAAUUCAACUGCGUUUCUGGUUAAUGUGAGUUUUAUUUCUGAAAGAGUUCACAGAACCGACACUGUUCCACAGGAAGCGUAGAGGAGGGGUUUAAUCGAGUACCAGAGCACAGUUAGCAUGAGUCUUGAGUUAGCUGUGAAAGCUAGUUAUGCUAGGAGCUGAUGAAACACGCAAGGUGUCAAAGAGAAAGAGCUCAGCCCAGGAUGUAAAGAUGGACACGGAGAGACAGGGUGCACUUUAGUGGAGCACAGCAGAUCAGAUCAGAUCCGCCACUGAGCACUACGAAGUGUGUGUGUGUUGGGAUUCGUUCUCAGGAGCUUUGUGGAGGUGUAUAUGGGACGCAGCAGGAUGUCGGAUUCUCUCCUCCUGACGUUUCAGACUCAGCUCUCUGGGGUGAUGGAGACCAUCCUGAGAUCAGCUCUUUGUGAAAUCACCAGGCUGGUGGAGGGAAGCUUCUUAGAGGAGAUCGGUCGUGGGAAACAAGAGGCAGAAGUUUUGAGACGGAGAUUGCAAAUCCUGGAAACUAAACUGGGUGAGAAAGAGAGGGUGAAGAGAGUGAGGUGUACAGACUGCGGCAGAACCGGACUCUCGAGGAAGGACACUGCUCUGAGAGACCCCAGGAGGCAAAGUGAAGGUGUGGAGUUGGUUUGUGUUACAAAGCAGGAGGGUGUGUCUGAAGCGGGCAGGAGAAUCUGUGAGAAGGGAAGUGGAACAUCAGGUCAAGAGGCAACGUCAACCAUUCCUGACCCUGAACUCAAGACUCAAGUGGAUGGAGCGAAAGUUGGCGGGGCAGUGAAGGAGGAAGUCGCGGAGGCCUCGGGCGUGCAGAUCUACUCAACAGCGCACACUCACACCACAGCAGAUCACAGAGUAUCCCAGAGCCACAAUACUGGGGAGACAUCAGGCAUCCACACAUCACAGCCUGAUCACUGGCUCCCUCAGAGAGACAAGUUACCCAGCACUGGUGCUGGAAAUCAGGAUUUAGUGAAGCAGAGAGCACAAUCAAAGAAGCCAGAAUCUAAAACGGAGCAAUUGGUGCAUACAUCUCAAUCACAGACUGAGCUUACGGUGCCUGCGCCAUCUUCGGUGUCCCCCACUGUGAACCAGCAGGCAGGCACGUCAGAAUCAGUGGCCAUUAAACAGGAAGUUGUAGUGGUGCUUCCUCCAGAAUGGGAAGAGUUGGACAGGGCAAGGACAGGGACUACGUCCACGGCAAGCAUGGUAAGUCAGGUACGGGAAGAGCUCCAGCACAGAGAUCCUCUGCCUCCAGGAACCUCUGAGGAAAGACAUGUGGUCUAUCCAGUAACUUCUAGUAAGGAAAUCCCAUCUUCUCAGGUCACGCAGCAACUCAGGAUGCUGGUUAAAAAACAGCCCAAACCUGCUGAACAUGCCAAUGUGCUGGCGUCAAGCUCUGCCACUGUGAACGUGUCCAGGGGACAUUCGCUCCACAAAAGUUCCCCUCUACCAAAACCCUCUCAUGCACUUCCACAACUCCAGCGCUCCUACACAGACGAGAGGGCCGUCAGUGCCUUGCAGUCUGGAAGAAAUGUCCCACAGACGGUCGGCAUUAGGACUCAAGGACACGUUGGGCACCAUAUGGUGAGGACACAGCACAUCUGCUCGCAGUGUGGUAAAGGCUUCUCACACCUCUGCCACUUGAGAGCUCACCAACAGAUCCACACAGGAGAGAGACAGUUCUGCUGCGGACUGUGUGGCCGCAGCUUCACCAAACUCAGCAACCUGAAGGCACAUCGCAGGGUCCACACGGGAGAAAGACCCUAUAUCUGCAUGGACUGUGGAAAACGGUUCACACAGAAAUGCAACUUAAAAAGGCACCAGAGGAUUCAUUCCACUCGCCUGUGACGACUGGUUUCUGCCUGACUGUGCUCGUUAAAGCGUAAAGAGGUUUUGUGUUUACAGUGUGUAACUAUUCUAUUGUGCAGCUGUCUCUUGUUUUGUAUACGGAUGUGUGGAUAACUUCUCCAUGUCUAUCUCUCUUCCAGAUAUAUAAGCAAUGUUGUGCUCAAGACCAUGAAUAGUGUAGUCUUUUAUCCAUAGUCAUACAAUGUUAUGAAAUUGCACCACUAUGAAUAAUAAUAAUAAUAAUAAUAAUAAUAAAAGACCUUUUUUCAUAGUG
Messenger RNA from Neoarius graeffei (lesser salmon catfish), 2207 nucleotides. RefSeq names its product zinc finger protein 287. The record is from RefSeq and is a predicted model, not a curated record. Bases 404 to 1933 code for a protein of 509 amino acids. The transcript has 3 exons. Gene Ontology annotation, biological process: regulation of transcription by RNA polymerase II. NCBI's taxonomy places the organism in Eukaryota, Metazoa, Chordata, Actinopteri, Siluriformes, Ariidae. Gene Ontology annotation, molecular function: DNA-binding transcription factor activity, RNA polymerase II-specific; RNA polymerase II cis-regulatory region sequence-specific DNA binding.